AUGUCAGGUGUUAUUAGCGAAGAGAGGAUGGGAAUGCUUAGAAAAAUUCAGCAAAUGUGGAAGGAUGAUGUUUUCAAAAGUGACUGGAAUAAGUAUUUUGCGGAAAGAUCAGCACAUAUGUCCAUCAAACGAGUUACAACGUUCAUUAAUGUUUUGUCAUUGAUUGAUCAGAAACGAGAGCACGAUAACCAUCAGCGUGAUACAACCAAGAAGCGAAAGGAUAGGCCAGAAGUGCAAGACGAGUAUGAAACGGAUGAUAGUGACGAAGAAACGUUUAUAUUGACGAAUGAGGUGAAGUUGAAGAUCAUGAGAAUCAAAAUGAUGGUGGAAACGAUGAUAUUGAUAGACACCCGUGCUAAAGUUGAUAAAGAGGCAUUUCGUCAAUUAUUCGAAAAAAUACCAGAAACAGAAAAAUUAAAAUUAAGUUCUGGAUAUACUUUUCAAUUACGUAUUAGAGGGUUGUUCAAUGACGAAGAAUGGAAAGAAAUGACUGAGGAUCGAUUAGGCAUUCCUGAUGUUCCAUUUAAAAUCGACCACUUUUGA
This is a messenger RNA of Funneliformis mosseae, 543 nucleotides long. NCBI's taxonomy places the organism in Eukaryota, Fungi, Glomeromycota, Glomeromycetes, Glomerales, Glomeraceae. The record is from the annotation of a GenBank genome assembly.